This is a messenger RNA of Limulus polyphemus (Atlantic horseshoe crab), 6366 nucleotides long. RefSeq names its product feline leukemia virus subgroup C receptor-related protein 2-like. Bases 255 to 1697 code for a protein of 480 amino acids. Lineage: Eukaryota; Metazoa; Arthropoda; Merostomata; Xiphosura; Limulidae. Gene Ontology annotation, cellular component: membrane. Gene Ontology annotation, biological process: heme export; transmembrane transport. Gene Ontology annotation, molecular function: heme transmembrane transporter activity; heme binding. The transcript has 11 exons. The record is from RefSeq and is a predicted model, not a curated record.
AAUACGUGGAUGAUAUUUUAAUACAACCAUUGACUUUCUCGGGUGGUACUAGAUCAGCUGAAGUACGUAGAGGCGUUACUAAGCAACGCUUCUAUAUCUGUGAUCACAAUACCCUUCGUACUUGUACUAGUGAUAGAUGGUAAUUGAUGGUGCAAAGCGACUAGGACGUAGCGUUAUUUAUUUAUAAUUAUAUACAUUAUUCUGGAGUUGGAGGAUUUACUUAAAAACGUUAUUCUGUUUAUUUUCAAGCCAGUAUGGUUGAGACUGAAGAAGAAAGAGCUUUCAGCACUCCAGAACCUCCAGUAAAUGGGAAUGCUGACUUGGAGUUUGCUCCUCCAUUUAUCAGUUCCUCCAAUUUUCCUGUGCCUAUUAAUAAAACAUUUCAGCCACAAAUUCAACUGUAUCCAGUACGAUUUCUAGUACUACUUUUAUUCGUUUUGUACUCUAUGUCUAAUGCCUUUCAGUGGAUAGAAUACUCUAUUAUUACAAAUGUGAUUGCUUUCUAUUAUGAUGUGGGUAGCUUCUCCGUAAAUUGGACAUCUGUGGUAUAUAUGGUAACAUAUAUUCCUCUAAUUUUUCCGGCAUCUUGGUUAUUGGACAAGAAAGGACUACGUUUUGUUGUCGUUAUUGGCUCCUUUGGAACCUGUUUAGGAUCUUGGAUAAAAUGUGCAAGUUUGUCUCCAGAUCGUUUCGCUGUCACUAUGUUUGGACAGACCAUUACAGCAAUGUCUCAAGUGUUUAUUCUUGGCAUUCCUCCUCGAUUAGCUGCUGUGUGGUUUGGGGAAAAUGAAGUUUCUCGAGCAUGUAGUGUUGGUGUUUUUGGAAAUCAGCUUGGAAUUGCUCUAGGGUUCUUACUUCCACCUUUUCUUGUACCUAUAAGUGAUGAUAAAGAGAAAGUUGGCUAUGACCUUGGAAUUUUGUUUUAUGGAGUUGCAAUCUUUACAACUCUGUUGUUACUAGUUAUUUUAUUUGCUUUCAAGGAUAAACCAUGUCAUCCACCAAGUGUAGCGCAAGCCUUAUCAAGCAAUCAAGAAGAAAACUACUGGCAUUCAGUUCUGCGGCUGGUGAAGAACAUAAACUAUAUUAUCUUACUGGUUACUUAUGGUAUCAACGUAGGAGUGUUCUAUGCUCUUUCUACAUUGCUUAAUCAGAUGGUUCUUUAUCAUUAUCCUGGAGAAGAAACAAAUGCAGGUUGGAUUGGACUUCUCAUUGUAUUAGCUGGUAUGAUUGGGUCUGUUGUGUGUGGUUUCAUUUUGGAUAAAACACAUAGGUUCAAAGAAACAACCUUUGUAACCUAUUUUUUGUCCCUGGUGGGAAUGUUGGUUUACACCUUCAUACUUCCUGCAGGAAACAUCUGGCUGGUGUUUUUAAUAGCUGGGUUCUUAGGGUUCUUUAUGACUGGUUACCUACCAUUAGGGUUUGAACUGGCAGCAGAAAUUACUUAUCCAGAGUCUGAGGGCACAUCAUCAGGAUUACUAAAUGCUUCUGCCCAAGUUUUUGGGAUUCUGUUUACAUUAGGAUCAUCUUGGGUGUUUGAGAAUUACAAAGAUUUAAUUGCAAAUGGAGUUCUUUCUGGAAUGUUGUUAAUAGGAACCAUAAUGACAGCUUUAAUUAAGUCUGAUCUACGACGUCAAAAUGCUUCAGAGAUGGCUUCAAGAGAAAACUCAUCUGGUCAGCUUAUAAAUAACAAGUUCUGAUGAUUGAGAAUAUUUAGUUAUAUAUGAACAUAAAGCCACUAAUAGCCUUGAUUUACUGCUUAUUACUAUGCAAAUGACAUUUAAUUUCAAAGAAAAAUUUUUUAACAUCUAUCAAGACAGCAUUCAUUUCACAAAAUGCCUUACAUUUUAUUAGAACGUUUUUAUCUGAUUUUCAAAUCUAGUUUUUUGUUGAACACAAAGUGUUAUUAUUUUAAAGUGACUAUAUAUAUAUGAUAAUUUUAUAAGUUUUGUGUUUGACAUGAUUUUUAAAAAGACUAUAGGACAAAACUAUAAUAAGUUAAAAAGAUCUAAGUUUAAAAUUCUAUACAUUUUUAUUUUAAGGUUUAAUAUGCUUUUGCUGAAAUGUUUUUGAAGAUGUAUUUGAUUAAUUCAGUAUAUAUAUAAUAUAAUGUGUGUAUAUAUAUACAUUGUUGGAAAAAUAAUUUAUAAAGUGAAUAGAAUACAAAAAAACAACUUGUAUGUCAGGGUUGCCAGAUUUAUACAGUGAUAGUCCAAAGAUAUCUCAAACUAACCUAAUUAUGUGAAACCAAAUUGGAUUUAAACAACAAAUUAAGGUUGUUUAUCCAUACAUCAUUAUUAGCAUUACAUACAAUAGCAUGAAUUGACUUCCAUGAUCAUGCUCAGUGGAAUUUUUGGUCAUGCAUAACAUGAAUUUAUUAUGCGUGGGUGUGACAACUUUGUCUUGUUACUGGAGUGUUUUACUUUAAUGUGGGCAAACUGCAAAAGUUGCAGUCAUGUAAAUUGUUCAAUUUAAAUAAUUUUAUGACUGUGUUAUUCACCUUUAAUGAAAAAACAAUAAAUAUGUCUCAAUAAAGUAGCUACCCACAACUCCUGGGUAUUUGCUAUGGCUAUCAUUUUCAAGUAACUCAAUUUCUCAGAAAAACUGCAGACCUGUACACAUCUUUGUGUCCUUUUAAGGUUGUCUGAUAGAACUAGUAGUUAUGACAGAUAAGCAUUCAUGGACUUCUUUAAACUUGAAAUUAAUUUUUAAUUUUUCUGUCAACUGUUAAUAACUUAACAUUACAGGGUUAUUAGAAGGUUAGUUGGCCUGUUCUAACAUCGUAUACAAUACUUGGAAGACAAAGUAAUAAUUGUCAUUAGGAGGUAUUGAUCAUGAACUUUUAACAGAUAACAUGGCAAUAGUGUUUGGUUUGACACCAGCCGUGUCUACUGUUGUUUGCACUUGUAAGAGAACAUGACAUAUACUUGAACAAAAAUGUUUUAAUUCCAACAGUUGCACUUGACGUUGUAUGCUAUCUUUCAGGUCUGUCAGUAUAGUGGGCACAUCAUAAUAAACCAAUUAUUUGAGGGGACUCAUAACAAACAUUUGAUGACAGUGAGACCUGGAGACUAUGCUGACCAUUUGUGUGAAAAAAUCUCAGCUGAUUACUCGGUACCCAAAAUAUUCCAGAAAUAUUGUGAUAGACCUUACAAGGUUGGGUGGAGUACCACCUUACAUGAAGACUGUUUUAUUUAAAUACACCUCUUUCUCGAAAUAUAGGAAAGUCAAUAUAUUCCACCAUGGUUUGCUAGUAUUCUCUUUCACUGUGCAAGUUCCAUUAAUUAUAAGUUUUUUUUAAGAAAUUACAAAAUUGCCCAUGCAUCCAAUCUACUCUAUAACCUUCUGGACAUUUUCAAAGGCAUAUGGUUUGUUUUCUCUCCAUUCAAACAACUGUGAAUUGACCUGGUCAAGGAAGGUAAGUUGAGCCUUAUAAAUUCAUAAGAUGUGGUCUAGCCAGGUAUCAUCAAUUCCUCCUUAAGCUAAGAUUAUAAAUUAAAUUGUAGCAUUUUUUUACAUUUUGUGGCACCAGUUCAUAAGUUAUCUAUAUCCUUUAGGUUACAGUUUCACUGUUUUUCCAUUAACCUUCCAUAAUGUUGUUUGUGGGUGUCUGUUGUUUCCUGGCAACUUUGGUGGUACUGCAUUCAAUUUUGUUUAACUUAUGCCUUAUUGGUGCAUGGUUGGUAUCUGCUUUCAUGUCGAAAGGAUCUUAAUGCUACAUCUAUGUUAUCACCACUGCUGUAGCAAUGCUUUAUGAGAGCAAUUCUAAUGUCCCCAGUAUGCAAAUUUCACAGUCUGUGCCCCAGGUGACAUUUAUUACUGACACAGGAAUCUCCUUUCCCAACAUUUCAUUGGCUUGUCUACCAAAUAUUAAAUAUAUGAUUCUUAGUUUUCUCAACUUAUGGCCAUUAGAAUAGUCCAACUAACUUUAUAGUAACUGUACACUUUAAAAAUGUUCUUAAUACAGAGGUAUUGUUGAGAAAUAAUUUGUAUUUCUGUUACACACAGUGAUAAAAUGCCAUCUCGUGUAUUAUGCUCAUCGAUGUAACCACAGAGCAAGAAACUAAAUCAAACAGGCCUAGUGCUAACACUAUUGUAAUUCAUAGGAAGUUUAAUGAUUAAACAUAUUUUCAUUUGAUGGUGGUGUUGCAGAUUUUAAACAUAAGUGAUACUGACUAAUUCAUAAACAUGUUAUAAUUAGUUAAUUAAAGCUUUAGAUACAUCAAGGAGUAAUACAAAAUAUAUUUUAUCAUCACAGAAAUCUUAAAUUGAUGAUAACACACACACACACACACAGUCGAGUUUGUAAAAUUAUGUUAAAUUGAAUAAAUAGUUAAUUCAGUAAAAUUUUGGUUGAACAAGUACAGUUCAAUUGAUAGAGAAAUUGUAAUAUUCACAGGUUUAUUUGAUAAAAUUAUGGCAGAAUGUGUAUAAGUUGAAUUUAUGCACAAGUUAGUGUUAGAAAGAUGAUAUAGUGCAUAUAAGUUAAACUGAUAGAUUGAUGGUGGCAUGCUGACAUUAAUUUGGUAGAUUUGUGUAGCACAGAUGUAUAGUUUAUAGGUUGACUGAUCACUAUACAACUGAAAUAACUAUAGUUUUGUUUUUCUUCAAUUCAAGUACUAGCUUUUCAUCAACAUAUGUUAUACAUUGAUUAAAAUGUAAACAUGAUGGUGAUCUUUUUCUCCAAUUUACAGUUAUUUAAUAUGGAUAAAUGUAAGUAAGAAAAACGUAUAUAUGUUUUUCACUGUAAUUUUAUGCCAUUGCAAACUCAUGAAGCAAAGUUUGUUUAGUUUUUGCCAGUCUUUACACAAAAUGUUUUUUGUUCUGUGUAAUAAUUGUUUAGAAUUAUAAUAAAUAAGGUUUAGUUUAAAAGAUUUGUCAGCAGAUCUGAAAUUAAGAUAGAUUAAAAUUAUAGUUAAUAUUAUCUAGCCACAUAGUACAUGCUGAGCAAGCACCUUAUAAAAAAUUAAUUAAAAUCAAUAAUUUGGUUAUUUCUUCCACACAACUAGAUAUAUUAAUUACAGCAAUUAAGUAAAGUAUACAUAUAUUUUGUUUGCUAUCUUGUUAAAACCUGUGGAGUAGAUUGAACUGAGACUGUUAGUUUUUGUGUUUGCCAAUAGUUUUCAAUAAUAUACAUGUGCAUGUAUGUUAAUUUGCCUAAAAUAAUGAGAUUCGUAAAAGUAGCUUAAAGGAAAGGAACUGUUUGAAUAAGAGUCAUAAAAUGAUUUACUGGAGAAGAGUGGUUAUUAAAGAACGGUUAUGCAAGUAAAAGAAAAAAAGAAAUUCAUUUAUUGAGAAUCUUAAGAUAUUAUACAGGUGAAAAGGAACACAUAAUGUAGUUGAAAGGGAAAAAAACAUUUUGGUUGACAAUUUUAAAAUACUGUAUUGGGAACCUUUGACUCAGAGCAAAAUAGAAGGAAAGACACUGUUAGUUGUGAAACAUAAUGUAAAUAAAUUGUGCCUGCUUCUUAUUUGUAAUUACAAGUCAUGACAAAAAUAAAGUCAAUGUAAUUCAUGUUACCAUGCUUUUAAAGAAAUAACAACAUUAAUUCCUUUGAAAAAAAGGAACUAUUUAGUUUAGAAUUGUAACGUUAUUUUUAUGGUGUCAAAGCAUUGUUUUAAGAAAACGUUUGCCAAUAUAGUUGUUUAUAUAUAUAUUAUACUUUUUCUUUUUAUUUAUCUGAAUAGAACAAAAUUUUAUAUUAUAUUUAUAUUUAUUAUGUGCUGUAUUUUUAAGUCAUGUGUAGAGUACACAUAGAUAUGGUAACAUUGUUUGUCCUGAUGUGAUGAUGUUCAUUAAUAAAGAACUCGUGAAUAUUCAGUCAUGAUUAAGAUUAUGUAUUUUUAUUUAACAUCAUUAACUGGCUGUUUAGAGGAGACAUUAUAAAACUUAAAUAUCAAUACUGCAGAAAUCCAGUGUCAAAUCAUAACGAGGACUUACUUUCAAAAUUGUAAAAUAAGUAAAAUCUAGCUUAGUAAAUAAAGCCUAGCUUAACAUUAAAGUAUUAGAGGACAUAAAAAUUCAUGUGACUGAAUGUAAUUAGUAGGUGUCAACAUAGCCUGCAGAACGUGGAAGAUCACUUUCUGGUCUCAUAGAUACUACUAAAAUCAAAUCACAAGUAUUUGUAAAUUGUUUUUUUAUCUCUAAAAUGAAGAAAGUGUUUGAGCACAUGUAUUUAUUCUAAUUUUCUUGAUAUGGAUAUUGUGAAGAGUUAAUGGUCACAAGCCAACAGUUCUGUUCAGAAAUAAAAGCCACUUUAAAAUUUAUCAUGUAUAAUUGAUAUUUUGUAUCAAUAAACAUUUCAUUCAUUCAUUAUUGUGUGAAAUGAUCUGUUUUCAUAAUAAUGUAAAAAUUUCUGCCUCUGCAGA